CCUGAGAUCCACCACCUUUUGCAUCGUGCAAAUUCACAUAAUCCAACCACCUGUACUUCACAUCAUCACGUUCUUCAAGUGCAUCAUGGCUGAUUGAUAGCAUCGGAUUUCAUCUCAUUUGACACCCCUUCUGCCUAUGCUCCGCGUAACCCCCGCGCGGGGUACAGGAUCUGAUUAACCGCCAGCCAUGAGCGGCAGCAGGGGUUGGUAACAGCCGAUUGCUUACCUUGACCUUUAUCUCAUCCAGGCAGUGUAUAGAACCAAAACGUGGACAUUACCUUACCUAGGGGCUCAAACUCCAAGCCGGAUCUUGACCUUGCCUCGCAGUCGACUGCCAGGCCAAACCAACCCAGCACUACCACAAACUCGAUUCCCCAAGCUCAUCCAACCACAUCCACCCGCCAUGGCCCCCAAAAAAGGCACCAUCGCCAUCGAAGAAGCCGUCCUCAACCCAGCCGGCGUGUCCUGGAUCGCCGAGUCAGCCGCGCUCUUCAACCCCGGCCAAACCUCCACCACCACCACCACCACCACCCCCUCCUCCUCAGACGCCCACCACGGCCUAACCAAAGCCCUACUCGACAUCCACCAAUCCCGCCUCGCGCAAAUGGACGCCCACGGGGUCGAGUACAUGCUGCUCAGCCUAACCUCCCCAGGCGCACAAGGCGAAGCCGACCCUGUCAAAGCACGCGCCCUCGCCGCGGAAGCCAACGACUGGCUUGCAGCACAAGUCUCCCUCAACCCGGCGCGGUUUGGCGCGUUCGCCAGCGUGUCAAUGCACAGUGCUGCGGAUGCCAUUGCUGAGGCGAGGCGCGCGGUGCAGGAGUUGGGGAUGUUUGGGGUUAUGUUGAAUGACUAUCAGGUUGUGGGUGAUGGUGCGGGUGAGGGUGGUAAGGGGGAUGUGGAAGGGAAGCGGUACUAUGAUGAGGUUGAGUUUAGGGAGUUUUGGAAGGUGAUUGAGCAGUUGGGUGUGCCCGUGUACCUGCACCCUCGGUACCCGCCUGCUAAGGAUCUGCAGCCCAAGACGAGGUACGGGGAGAGGAAGCAGAUUCUGGGCGCCGCGGUGCAGUUCCAUUUGGAUUUGAGCAUGCAUGUGUAUGCGCUUUGCUCGAGUGGCGUGUUUGAUGACUUUCCCAGGGUGCAGGUGGUGGUUGGGCAUUUGGGUGAGGGAAUCCCUUUCAACCUCUGGCGGGCUGACCACUGGUACAACAAGCCGGUCAAGAAGGCCACGCGGCCGUCGAAGCAGGACUACAGCUACUACUUUACCCAUAAUAUCUCCAUCACGACGUCCGGGAACUUUAACACAAAAGCCCUCAAGUUCUGCAUCGACGAGAUUGGCGUUGAUCGGUGUCUCUACUCGAUCGAUUACCCCUACGACACCAUCGCUGAGGCCCAGGACUGGUGGAACACUGUCGAUCUGCCGGAGGACCAGAAGCGGCUUGUUGCGCGCGAGAAUGCAAUCAGACUGUUCAAACUUCCCCUGGAGAUAUGAUGCACUUAAUGGGAUUCGGUUCUUUUGAGGAGACGUCGAACUGUGGUUGCCAAGGGGGAAAUCGGGGGCUUUACGGUAGUGCAGGCUUCUUUCCUAGCCCCUGAGACCCCAUGGGACGGGUAUAAACAGGCCUCUAUCCACAAGGAAGUUGUACGUUGGACGGUGUUCCUGCCAAGGGCUUCUCUAGUCCUGGGCGCCGGUUUAGCCUAUACUCUGCUCAUAUCAAAUUGACGUCCAAUCCGGG
This is a messenger RNA of Canariomyces notabilis, 1733 nucleotides long. RefSeq names its product amidohydrolase 2. NCBI's taxonomy places the organism in Eukaryota, Fungi, Ascomycota, Sordariomycetes, Sordariales, Chaetomiaceae. Gene Ontology annotation, molecular function: hydrolase activity; carboxy-lyase activity. Gene Ontology annotation, biological process: secondary metabolic process. The record is from RefSeq and is a predicted model, not a curated record. The transcript has 4 exons. Gene Ontology annotation, cellular component: cytosol; cytoplasm. Bases 404 to 1489 code for a protein of 361 amino acids.